UGAGCGCGAGUCUGAGCGCGUUCACGCGGUCAGGAAGAGCCGCGCAGAGAGUCAGAUAACACGGGCUGUAACUGUUCAUGAAUGGAGCCUGACUCACAGGCGGCUGGAUAUUGACGAUAAACGAGUCUUGAGAGCUGGCGACUGGCCGAAGGGGGUUUUCCUGUUGAAAGGUUUCGUUAGUAGCGCAAGGGUGAGGUGAUGCCUUUAAAUGUCACGGUUUUACUGUUAGCCCUUUAGCCAUGCGGAUAUGCUGUGACUAAAAACAAGGACUUCAACUCACUAACAGCAACUGCAGACACUCAUAUAUAGAGGGAGUUAAAGAUUGUGCUGAGAUGCCACAGAAACCAGACUCGCCCAGACAGUAUCAGACUAGACACACUUGAGCAGACAGGUGGCGGUCUCUACACAACACCCGGCUGGACCUCUAAUCAUAUAUUAGGAGGAUUUGAUUGUUACGUUAAACACAAGCGACUCUAACGCAGGCACAACCAGGAGCAUCUUAUAUAAGCGAGGAAGCUCUGCUGCAUCAGAAGUGUCGUCCGUCCUCACUCAUUCACAUUCUGGUGGUUCGACCCGCUCCUGUCCUGCCUGACCGGUGGUGGUGUGGGCCAGACAGCAGGCACUGCCAUGCUCCAGGCGUAAGUGCGUGUCUCCUGGCAGACUCCGGUGUGGUGGGCUGCCGGUUGGCGACUGGGUGCAGGAGGUGAUGAAGCUGAAGCAGCGUGUGGUGGUGCUGUGCGCUGUGCUCUUUCUCCUCGGCCUGGCCAAGGUCUUCCUGCUGGAUGGAGGGGAGGGAUCAGCCACCAGCCGCCGUGACCUCCGGGCCUUCCGCAAAAUGGAGGCCAGCCUGGCCCUGGCCAAAGAAGCUCGCCUCACACACACCUUGCAGUCGCCCUGGGAAGUGGCCGCCCAGUGGGUGGGCCCACGCGAGGUGUACCCAGAUGAAACGCCCGAGCUAGCCGCCGUGCUGAACUCCCUGUCCACCGCUCAUGUGGAGAGGGCUGACGUGGGCUAUAAAGGCACCCAGCUGAAAGCCCUGCUGGUGCUCGAUGGAGGACAGAAAGUGGUAUUCAAACCCAAGAGGUACACUAGGGAUUAUGUGGUUGAAGGAGAGCCGUACGCAGGGUAUGAUCGGCAUAAUGCAGAAAUCGCUGCUUUCCACUUGGACAGGAUCCUGGGUUUUAGAAGAGCACCCCUUGUGGUGGGGAGGUUUAUGAAUCUGCGUACAGAAAUUAAGCCAAUAGCUACAGAUCAGCUGCUGAGCACUUUCCUGAUGCACGGAAAUAAUACAUGUUUCUAUGGAAAGUGUUAUUACUGUCGAGAGACUGAGCCUGCAUGUGCAGAUGGAGAUGUGAUGGAGGGAUCGGUUACCCUGUGGCUCCCUGAUGUCUGGCCCUUACAGAAACACAGACACCCAUGGGGACGGACAUACCGAGAGGGCAAACUCGCCAGGUGGGAGUAUGAUGAGAGCUACUGCGAGGCUGUGAAGAAAAUGCCUCCUUACGAUUCUGGUCCACGGCUCCUGGACGUUAUCGACACAGCCAUCUUUGAUUACCUUAUCGGUAAUGCUGAUCGCCAUCACUAUGAGAGUUUCCAGGACGAUGGAGGAGCCAGUAUGCUCAUCCUUCUGGAUAACGCCAAAAGUUUUGGGAACCCAGCUCUGGACGAGAGGAGUAUUCUUGCUCCUCUUUAUCAGUGUUGCAUGCUCCGGGUUUCCACCUGGAACAGGCUAAACCUGCUGAAAGGUGGAGUGUUGAGUUCAGCGAUGCGACAGGCCACGGCCCACGAUCCCGUGUUUCCGGUGCUGACGGAGCCACAUCUGGCCGCGCUCGACCGCCGUCUCAACGGAGUGCUGGCCACUGUGCGGCAGUGCAUUGAGACGCAGGGCGCCGACAACACACUGAUCGAGGACCGCAUGAACCUGCCUCAUCCUUAAACACACUGGAGAAACAAGGGAAGUGAAGAUGUGUUUGACUCUUAACGCACAGGCUCCUUUCGCCUUCCUGUUAUGGAGCCAGAGAACCAGAGGCCACAAGAAGCCUUAAGAGCCGGCCUGGUGGAGUUUGUUUUUCACUGGAUUCAUUCAAGUCCGAGACCGUGAAGACUCUCCAUAUUGUUUUUUCUUGCUCUCUGGAUGGAGUAAGGAGGCUUUGACAACAUGUAGGUAGUGUAAACUUCACCUGUUUCCAGUUAUUGGAUUUCCUUCUGGUUCACUCUCUUUUUUUUUCUUUUUUUUUCCACCUAAGUAUGGAACUUGGAAUGAGAUCUGUGGAGUAAUUAGACUCAGGAAGCUGGAAAGUGACCAAGAUGGAUCCAGAAGACUAUUAACAGACUUUUGGAGAGGAUCUCCCACACUGUAAAUACAGAACAAACUUUUGAAUAAUACGGAGUAAUAAUAUUAUUGAUCUAACGAUUAAAUGAAUCAUGGUACACACAUUUUGUUCUGUAUCCAGGCAGGACUGUGCAAAUAAUCGAAUGUGAUUUUCAUGCGCAUCUGGUCCGUAAAGCCGGUUCUGUGAUUAGUAGUAAAUCUCCAGUGCGUGCUUUCAGAUGGAGCGGCGUUUACUACACAAAGCCGUAGUUCACUGACAAGCUACUGUACGCAAUAUCGCGUUCAAAAUUGCAUUUGAUUAUUUUCACAGCGCUAUAUCCAGGAUGAAUACAGUGUUGUACAGAGCUGGACGGCUGUUGCUACUGAUGUUCAGAGAAGAUGAUUUAGACGACAGCAUUGUAAGAUUGCUGUGAGACAUUUUCAACAUUAAAAAAAAUAAUAUUUAAACUUA
This is a messenger RNA of Carassius gibelio (silver crucian carp), 2783 nucleotides long. Its product is annotated as glycosaminoglycan xylosylkinase. Bases 707 to 1936 code for a protein of 409 amino acids. Gene Ontology annotation, cellular component: Golgi apparatus. The transcript is spliced from 9 exons. Gene Ontology annotation, molecular function: phosphotransferase activity, alcohol group as acceptor. Lineage: Eukaryota; Metazoa; Chordata; Actinopteri; Cypriniformes; Cyprinidae. The record is from RefSeq and is a predicted model, not a curated record. Gene Ontology annotation, biological process: protein phosphorylation.